Phlebotomus papatasi is the source of this 1513-nucleotide messenger RNA. Its product is annotated as galactokinase-like. NCBI's taxonomy places the organism in Eukaryota, Metazoa, Arthropoda, Insecta, Diptera, Psychodidae. The record is from RefSeq and is a predicted model, not a curated record. The transcript is spliced from 4 exons. The coding region runs from base 171 to 1340 and encodes 389 amino acids. Gene Ontology annotation, biological process: galactose metabolic process; carbohydrate phosphorylation. Gene Ontology annotation, molecular function: galactokinase activity; ATP binding. Gene Ontology annotation, cellular component: cytoplasm; cytosol.
AGAUUAAUCGGGUUUGAGAGGAAUACUCAAGUGAUAUUGAUUUGUUUUUUUGACGAUACAUGGAAAAAAUCUGGCAAGCCGAUAAGACGCGUACUGAGUGCAUUUCAGGGAUUUUGAAAAGCCUGGUAAAUUCAGAAGAGUCAGUUGAAGUGAAUCUGUGAAGUGGUAAAAUGGUUACAGUGGUGGCUUCUUUUGAGAAUCUCCUGGACACAGCUCAGGAUGUCUUUCAGAGGCAAUUUAAGACAUCUCCGGAUGUUAUAGCUUGUGCUCCUGGACGAGUUAAUUUGAUAGGAGAGCAUAUCGACUACAAUGAUGGUUUUGUUCUGCCCAUGGCCCUUCCUAUGGUCACUUUGAUUCUCGGAGCGAGAAAUACCACGGAUUCCCAGGUGAAUCUUGUGACGUGUUGCGAGGGUGUCGAUGAGCCACGUCGGUGCUCUUUUGACAGUACUAACGUGUCCAAGGGGACUCCUCAGUGGGCCAAUUACGUUAAAGGGGUCUGCCAUCAUUUCCCGCACAAAAUUCCCGGAUUCAAUGCGGUGAUUGUGACAAAUGUUCCAGUGGGUGGUGGCUUGUCCAGUAGUGCAGCUCUUGAAGUGGCCACAAUCACCUUCCUGGAAGGUAUUACGGGACACCGUGUGGCAUCUGGAGCCGGCAAGGCGAUCAUUUGUCAGCAGGCAGAGCAUACAUUUGCCGGAAUGCCAUGUGGUAUCAUGGAUCAAUUGAUUUCUGUCAUGGGCAGGGAGAAACAUGCCCUCCUAAUUGACUGCCAGAAUGUCUCAGUGCAGCAGAUACCCCUGAUGAGUGAUGAACUCGUUCUCCUCAUUUGCAAUUCCAAUGUAAAGCAUGAAUUGUCCUCGAGUGAGUAUCCAACAAGGCGAAGACAAUGCACUGAGGCACUAGCCGCUAUGGGGCUGUCCAGCUAUCGAGAUGCCAAAUCUCCAGAGUGUCUCAAAGCCAUCAAGGAUCCAGUUCUCCUGAAGAGAGCUAGACAUGUCGUCACAGAGAUUAAACGUACUCAAGAAGCCGCUGAAGCUCUAUCAAGAAAAGACUUUAGCACAAUGGGGCGCCUAAUGACGCAAUCCCACAAAUCUCUGAGAGAGGAUUUUGAGGUUUCCUGCCCAGAGUUGGAUCUUCUUGUAGACACUGCCGUCACUUGCGAGGGUGUUUUGGGUUCUAGGAUGACUGGAGGGGGUUUUGGAGGAUGUACUGUCACUCUGGUGAAGAAAUCAAAUGUUCAGAGUGUGAUUGAUCGUAUUGCAGAAGUUUAUUGCACAUCCGGUGGUUCCCCAACCUUCUAUCUAGCAACACCAAGUACUGGCGCCCGUUUGGUAUCAUCAUGAAGUUCCAGGAAGCAAAAGUAGAGGAGGGGGAGUUAGGAGGAGUGUGUAGAACUUCAAGCUCCCCUUUCCUGAUCGAAUUACAUUCCACAGUUGGAGAGACAGAGGAAAAAAAAAGAAAGAAAAGUGUUAAGAAUCGUAAAUCAAUUUCACAUUAAAUUCAGUGGGAAUUUAAA